AUGCCGUCGAAUUCGUCACCGGAAACACCGGGUGGCUCACGUGAGUCGAAAAGUAGUCCCGAUUCAACAGAUCGUAAGAAAGCAACUCAUUUAAGAUGUGAGCGACAACGUCGAGAAGCUAUUAAUAUUGGAUAUCAGGAAUUGAAAGAGUUGCUGCCAGCAUCAUUUUCACCCAUUGGAUGUAAAACAACCAAUGCAGCAAUUUUAUUUCGUGCAGCUGAUUAUUUAAACCAGUUAAAAAAGGAAGAACGAGAUCUGAAUGAAACAGUAUCUCAGCUAACUGCACAGGUAUCAGCACUUGAACUUAUCGCCAAGCAAUAUGAAAAUAUGGCAGUAGGCAGUUGUACAUCCACCAGAUCUUCGAUUCACUGUCAAAUUCUGCAAGCUUUUCUCGAUUCAUGCUUUGCUUCGUUCCGCGGACAAGUGAAUGUUUCCAGCUUGCAAUCCGUAAUAGAGACAUUGCUACCUUGGGUGGAAGUCUUGGACUAUGAUGUUAGUUUCCGAGAAAACAAAAUGAGUGUUGCAAUGGAUUAUAAAAUUCCAGGUUGCUCCUAUUCGGAUGUGAUAGCUCAGGAGUCGAUGGAUUAUUCAUGUUUUAUGGAAGAGAGUGAAACACAACAACUUCUUCAACUUAAGCAAUUGAUUAUUUGUGGUAAACUUCGUGGUGAACUCCCAGCUGGUUUCUUAUCAUGCUUUCGUUUUCUUCCUAACGAACUAAUUAUUAAAAUUUGGAGUUAUCUGUCAUCAAGGGAAUUGCGAAGCUUUCGUCUUGUUUCAAAGCAUUGGAAAUUAUUAUGGGAAGAACAUAUUAAGAAUAAGCGUAAAGCAAUCACCAAACUAAGUAUAGCAUUAGAUGAAGAUAGUGGGAAGUUAGUAUUAAAAGCUGUUGCAAAUUCAUAUUUCGGACGUCAGGUUAAUGUUCCAAAUGUUGAAGAAAAUAUCCGACAGGCUUUUUCAUUAAUAACAUUUCCAGUCGUGCCUGAUCUCUUCUGUAUUAACUGUUUAUUAUUGUAUGGUAGAGCAGCAAGUGAGAUAGUUCUCCGAUUAAUUGCUAAACAAGAUUGGAUUAUUCAUACAGUGAAUGCUUUCCUUUCAUCGGGUGUUAUCUCAGACAAUAUCGUUGAAGCUUGUGGCCCAAAGCUGGUGGAAUUCGUUAUCGAUCUUAAUCAUGCUUGUGUGAAAAACCAACCGAUAGUGCUCACGGAUCAAUGUUUACCAUAUUUGAUUCGUGAUGAAGUGAUGGCGAUUAUACCACAUUCAAAUAUUACAGCUAACGGGAUUGGUGUGGCACUCAAGGCAUUCUUUUUUCGAAUUAAUCGUGUAACGAAUGCUGUUAAUUUCUUCACUGGUCGAGCACUUACUGCACGGCUUUGUCUUGGUUUGUCGGAAGCUGUUACAGCUAAAAAAAUUGGCGCAAUAAAAAUGAUUGUAAAUCAGGUUUUAGUUAACCGAUGCUAUCAUUCAUCAAGUGGUCGUGUCGGAUGUAACUUGAAGAUGAAACAUAUGAAAGAUAUUGGGGUGAUAGAAUUCACAUACAAAAACGGAGGUAGUAAGCGUAAGGAAUUCGGCGAUAUGCGACGAUUUUGUGUCGAAGUUGCCAAUGAAGUGAAGAUUCAGGAAUAUAUUGAUUCAUCAGCAAUCCGUGAUGUUAUUGUACAUUCAACCCCGCUAAAUUCUGAUAAAGUAUCAAGCAACAUUGAAUAUCCGUCUGAUGCUUAUAAUACUUCGGAAAAUCAGAGUGAUGGAUACGAAUACGGCACUUAUGAUAGUGAUGCUUUUCCUUGGGAAUUUUUUUGA
Molecule: messenger RNA, 1797 nt
Organism: Acanthocheilonema viteae
Lineage: Eukaryota; Metazoa; Nematoda; Chromadorea; Rhabditida; Onchocercidae
Source: the annotation of a GenBank genome assembly